UUACAUAUUUACGUACAUAAGUAUAAUGUUCAUUAACUGUAAUUUAAUGAUGAGUUUAUGGAUACAAUAACAAUGGCAUUGAUCAUUGGAUUGGAUUAAGAUUUAUUUCACUUCAAAUUUAGACACCCACGCAUGAAGUUUCUAUUCCUUUUUAAGUCAGUGUAAUGCAAAAUAUUUUAUCACAUGACUGAAAAACUAUAUGCAUCACAUGCUAUGGUUAUGAAAUUCACGUGAGCAGCAGGGAAAUUACAUCAUCUAAAGAAUGAUAGAAGAAAGUUUACAUUUUUUUUCUAGAACGUUGAAGGUUUUACUUUGAUUGCUUGUUAAGGCAAGCACUCAAUGUCAACAUAAAUUUCCAACAAUUUACAUGACACGUGAGUAAUCCUUUUAGAUUUACCUAACAAAUUAUUGUUUUAAUUUUGUGGUUACCUAUACGACCACAAGGAAUACCACGAAAAAAGUCACAGAAAACAUUAUUCUAUUCAGUUCAGAUCUGCAGAGAUUUAAAAGUUCGAUGCUUCUGCCCAAUAUUCUUUCGAGUUGGUUCUGGGCUUCUCACUGGGGCUAACUUUCGAUAGGUUUAUUUGGAGCUGCAGAGGGCAUACAUUCUCCGCGGUUGCGAAAGGAGUGAGUCGUCAAAUCCUGACGAAGGGUCUCGGCCUGAAACGUCGACUGCACCUCUUCCUAUAGAUGCUGCUUGGCCUGCUGCGUUCACCAGCAACUUUGAUGUAUGUUGCUUGAAUUUCCAGCAUCUGCAGAAUUCCUGUUGUUAGUCGUCAAAUCUGUUGUCCGUUACUUGAACAAUCAAUCACAAGACUCACACCGUCAUGGAAAGACCAACAUGCUUCAAAUUCGUUAAUAGAUUUACAGUCAAACGAGACCAUCUAGAUUGUUAACAUGGUGCCAGUAACUGUGAAGAGGGCAAGUCCUAGGUGGAGGGGAUCCUUAAUGAUGGAUGUCUCGGGGAAAGAAAUGAAAGAGGAAACACAUGAAUGGGAAGAGAUCUUUUGUUGCUGCAUCAAUAUUGUGUCUUCAUGACAACUGUUUUCUGUACCCAGCUUGUCAGAAAUGUGGAUCUCGGUUACUUAUUAAUCAUGGCAAGUUCCAGUGCCCAAAACAAAAUUGUUUGUCAAUAGUGCGGAAUGUAAAUUACAGAUACAGACUUUCUGUAAAAGUUGCGGGAAAAUGUGACAUAUUUAAUAUUACCGUCUUUGGAAGCUGUCUUGAACCCUAUUUUGGAGCAGCAGCAGGAUUUCUACACAGAUACUGUGAAGCUUUCAAGAAGGAACUUCAAGAACCAGAGGAAAAGAGAGUUCAGGAUCUGUUGGUUCAAGCUGUGGAACACUGCUUUGUUGGGAGAAGUUUUAUAUUUGGAGUGAAGACACCUAAAUCCCAAACUGGUGUACUGUCAUUUUCUCCGAGUCUCUUGCAAUCUACCACCAGGAAAAAUAAAUGUAAAAAACACCUGAUAGCUUGCCAAAUUGCAGUGCCUAACACUACAGUCUAUGGCUGCACUGUAAUUAAUUAUUACAAGAAACUCUUGGAUUCAAUCUGUCCCAAAGAUUUGUCUUCCACUUCAGUACUAUCUGCUAGUCCAUUUAUUAGCAUUGACCGAUCUACUCCCAAGUUCAACAGUUUAUCUGGUUCCACACAGCUAACUGGUGCUAGUCAACUGACAAAUCCGUGGCAGCAAGAUUUUGCACUAACUAUCUUCUCUGGUGAUUGUGCUACUGUUGAAGACCUUUCGAUUGCAGGAACUAGCAGGGUUAGUUUGAAGAGGAGCAUCUCCUCCCUUGAACAUCAAGAGGGAACAACCUGUAGAAGGAAAUGCAAAAAGCAAAUCUUCGGAGCUUUUGCUGCUUCGCUUAGUCCAAAUAGUAGUGACAGUACUGGAUGCAAUAUAAAUAGAAUUGGCAGCCUCCCAUCUUGUAGAGAAUUACAUAGGCUAACUGCUAAUGAAUGUACACAUCAAUAUUAUGAUACCAGUUCUGAGUUAGUAGUGGACUAUCUGGAGACCAGUUUUGAUAACCAAAUACUUUGCUUACAGAAAUUAGAGGACCCGGUGUCCAAUUGGAAAGGCAGUGUAAUUUUGCCCUCUGACAAGAGUUGUCCACUUGAUUGUGGUGAUUCUUUAUUAUGGGAUGAACUGCCUUUUUCAGAAAGUUUAGGUGAAUUUAUAGCAAAAGUUGAGGCAGAUUUGGAGAGAUGUGAUGAAGAAAAUGCACCUACCAAGGUGAAUGAUGUUGUCAUCCAUUCCUGUUCUUUAAAUAAACCAGAAACUGAUAAAUAUUCUGGAAUGCCAGGACAGAAGAGGAGAUCUGGAAAAAAUUUUACCAAGUGCAAAUUGCUGAAAGUUAGAAGAACUAAAAAUAAGAGCUCCAAGGGUGAUUCUCACAAUCUGAAUGAUACUAUAGUCCUUGCAGAGGGUUUCAAAAAUGAUGUCACUGAGAUGCUGUUUUCUCCAGGAACACCACUCCUCUGGACAAGGGAUGAUACUUGUGCUGCACGUAUUCCCAAUCCAGUGGUAGCUGGAAAGAUUUGCACUGUUUUGUUAAGCCCUAUAAAUGUAGAUAACUGCAAAAAAUAUUGUGAUUGGACAAUCCAGACAAAGGUGCAGAGCCAUCAAGACGACCAGGCAGGUGAAUGUGUAACUUUUCCAACUGGUCAUGCAGUUAAGGGACAAGAUACAAAUAAUUCUUAUGCACUAAGUAAUGCUGAUGUUCAAACACCAUUGACUUCUUCCAAGAGGUUGCUAACAAAGGAGGAAAACUUUUAUGGUCAAAUUCAAGAUCUAGAACACAACUCCAAUAAAUGUAACCAGGAACCUUUCUCUAGAUCUCGGAUGUUAUCCAUCUUUAAAAAUGAAAAUAGCUUGUUCCAAACUUUGUGCACCAGCACUGAAGAAUAUGAUGUUUCUAGAGAACUCUUCAGUGAUGUAGGAGGCUAUGAAGAGGAAACACCAUUAUGUUUCAAUAGAAACCCAAGUAUUUUAUCUCAGAUAGCUGUAUCUAAACCAUGCAGUAAAACUGCCUGCAAGCCUAAUGAGCAGCGGUGUAAUAUUUCCCUGCAUUUUUCAGAUACAGCCUCUGAUACAAUAAUAAACCAAAUCAACAAUAGUUCUCCGGAAAUUGAUUCACAGAAACUAAUUAAAUGUGACUUUCCAGAUUCACAAGACUAUAUUCCAUUUUCUCAGUCUACACCUAUUUCAAGAGUAAAGCAUUUCAAGUGUUUUGGGGUGGAUGAGAAAAAGGCUUUCAAAAUGUCACCCUAUGUUCAGACCUGCCCAAAGGAAGCUGUUUUUGAACAGAAGCAAGUAGUUUUUUUAAAAAAUGAUUUUCAGCAGCAGUCACUGCAAAUUCCAAAAGUGUCUUUGAAUAACCAAAUCUCUAUUUCAUCAAAGUCUUCCUUGUUAGACAACAGACCAGUUAGCAAGUCCUAUGUAAAUGAUGCUGAUGAAUGGAUUCCACCUUCAACGAUCAAAACACAACUAAUAUCUCGUUUUUCUUCAUAUGUCUCUGAUGUAUGCAAUCCACAAGGCUUUGAAUUAUUUAAAAAUGUGCCACACGCUGGUGCUGCUGCUGCUGCUGCUAUGGAAACUACUGACUCAAAAAUUACAACAGAGAGCAACAAAGGGAAAGACAGUAGCAAGCAGUUCAGAGGCCUCCUAUUUAUGAAAAGGACACCUGCAGGAAAUUGUACCACACCAUCAUUACAACGAAAAUUCAUCAAUUCAAAGGUUUCUCAAAAGAGAACAGAAAAAUUGGGGCCACUUGUUUCAAAAAAAAUUCAGAUUGGGCAAGAUUUAGAAAUGAACAAAAGCAUGUCAACUACUUCAUUAGGUUGUUAUUCACCAGAGCUAUUUGCAGCAAGCACAGAAUCUUUUGAAGAUGAGAAAUCAUCAUUUUAAAAGAUUUGGACCAUUGCUAAACAGUAUAAUUUUUAAGGGAAGAUUAAUUAUGGCUCAAUUUUUUUCAAUAAUACUGAAUUUGGAGGUACAUUUCUGCUGCAUCUGAUUGCCUGAAACACGAAAGAGCUGCAAAAGAAUCUGGAGAUGUGUAUGCAGCCAGGUGUGACCAUUACAGCAGAAAUUUGCCUUGUCUUUCCUGUUUUUAAUCUGUCCAUUAAUUGUUAUUAAAAGAAAUCUAC
Mobula hypostoma (lesser devil ray) is the source of this 4146-nucleotide messenger RNA. RefSeq names its product DNA damage-induced apoptosis suppressor (gene ddias). NCBI's taxonomy places the organism in Eukaryota, Metazoa, Chordata, Chondrichthyes, Myliobatiformes, Myliobatidae. Bases 989 to 3907 code for a protein of 972 amino acids. The transcript is spliced from 6 exons. Gene Ontology annotation, cellular component: cytoplasm; nucleus. The record is from RefSeq and is a predicted model, not a curated record. Gene Ontology annotation, biological process: negative regulation of intrinsic apoptotic signaling pathway in response to DNA damage.